AUGAGACAGCGCACGGUAUCGCGGUCCCGCGCGCGCAGUCAGAUCGGCAUCUCUGCGGCAGAGGAGGAUGAUCUGCGGGUGGGCUUGCAGCGGUUUCUGGACAAGCUACGCCAGCACCAGCCUCUCUUCACCGAGGAGGAUGUGACGGUCAUUUCCUUCCCCCCAGAGGGCAGCAGUAGCAGCUGUGUCGGUGGCGGCUCACCUCACUCGUCCGCUGCCACGUCGCCGCGGCACUCGCCGUCUCGCGCCGACAACGAGGAGGCGACGCUGGAUGGGACCCUCAAGGGCGGCAGCUCCUCUCUGUCGAUGGCCAAGAGCAGAAAGGUCCCUGCCGCGUCUUCCACCACAACAGGUUCACCGACCUUCGCCUCUGCCAGCAUCAUCGACCUAGACGUGCCACUCUCUGCGCCUCUGUUUCUCACAGCCGUGAACAUCUUCGAGGCAAAGUUGCUCUCAAAGAGCAAGCGGGUGUCCACCGACGCGCUCAAACUUGUCCGACAAGCCUACGCACUCGUGUGGAGAGAUCCAGGCUACCUGGCGACGCACAUGAACGGAGAUCCAUACUUGGCAGGCGCUAGCAGCACUGGCUCCUCCACACCACCACCAGAAGGUUGGAGCCGCAGACCCGGCUCCGUGCCUCUAGCCAGCUCUCACAGUAAGCCCCACUUGACGUGCCAAGCCCUGUUCUCAGCCUCCGCGCCUGCGCCGACACAGCGACCGGACAGGCGGCUGGCGCUGCAGCUGGACGAGUGCAUUCGAACGCUGCUCGUGUACGCGAAUACGUCGGUGAACCUUUGCCAGAGCGUCUCCACGAACUCGCGUACACUUCUACUGCUCGCCUUUGUUACCUGCGCUGCGCGGCGCCUGGAGGAGGAGGAUGACGUGCCGUACGGUGACGGCCCAGGCUCAGCCGCGGACAUCGUAGUCGGUAACCGAAACCUGCACGCCGAGAUGAAAAAACUGGAGAGCUUGUGGCGCAGCUGCGGCAUCGAAGGACGCGUCGCAGACUACCUGCGCGAAUGCUACUUGGUCGAGUUCCUGUUAGAUGCUGCGCUGCCCCCGGCGGUGUGCUCGGCGCGCUACGACGGCCUGCAGAUGGCUGUGUACGAGAAGAAGCAGCGUAUCAUUGCGGAUGUUGUGGCGAGCCGCUCUGGGUUCGCGAACAUGAUGCGAAUGGCACCGCUACGAGGCUUGUGCGGUCUGGCUAACAUGUCCGCCUUUGGAAGCUCGAAGUUGCGGGCGAGGCUACUGGACAAGAUGGCGUCAGAGGGGGUUGUGGAGCGGCUGGCGGCAGAAAUGGCUGCAGCGAUGGAAGCUGUUCUCGCGCCCGACACCGCCACCGCGACACCGGCACACAGCUCUACAAAGCGGCCGCGCCAGAGCGUAGUGUACGGCGGCUCACCUGUGCACCAGCGAUCUCGCGCCGGCGCGUCCAGGUCGGCGAGUCGUCGAGGAUCGCUCGAUUCUGUCUCGCCUGCCGGCAAGGAGCGCCGCGCGAUGACGAUCGCGAGGGCUUCUACAUCCUUGGAGCGACUGUUGGACAGCGACCCUACCCCGGUGGAGCGCAUUGGUCAGUGCGUCGAUAUAUUGAUGCUGCUCACAUGCCCGGAUUUGCGGCCGCCAGAGGGCGGAGAAGAGUCCCCGUCUCGCUCGUCGACUUCGUCUGCGUCGGGGGUAGUGCGUUCCACCACGUGGGCCUCCCGUGAUGCUGCGCUGCAUGAGAUAUGUUUGUAUCUCUUGGCUAUCUGCUUCGUCUCCAAGACCCAUGCGCGGUACGCGGAGUUGUCGUCGUUGCAGCUCUACGCGGCGGAUUGCAUGCUGCAGUGCGCAGCAUACAGCGGCGCCUUUUACGCCAUGGUGGUGCACGCCAUGGAUGUGCUAAUUGAUAUGAUGGAGUCUAUGUCUGCCGCUCCAGUCCCCAGCGGCCAAAGGACGCCGCCCUCGUCGCGAAGAGUGUCGUGCUCUCGCCUCGUGUCGCCUCAAAAGAGUGUGAGAAAGGAUGCCGCGGAGGGAGACCAGCUUGACAACGAACGCGGCCGUCGCGUGCUGCAGCAGCUCCUACCCGGAGAUGAAGCCGGUCUGCUGCCGUUGCUAACCAAUUUGCUGCAAUACACGAUUCACGCCCAGGCAAAUGCCAAGUCGAUACGGCGCUGGUUCGGCUUCCUAGCGGAUCGGUUGCUGCCGGAGGUCUUCGAGGCUCCACAGCUCACGACUGGGCGGCGCAGCAGUGCUGCAUGGGGACGUCAGCAGCAACAGGAGCAGCGGCAGCGCUCGCAAGCGGACAGCCGAGCUUCCCGGCUGCCUGGGGCACUGGGAAGCGGUUCAGCAGCUGCCGGGGAUGGUGCCUUCGAUGUGCCGGUACUCGCUCGAGAUCUAACGCGAGCGGAGGUGGUGGCGGCUGCCCCGUACUUCUGCUUUGCGCGGCGGGCUGUGGAAGAGACGAGCUGGCGUGAUGGAACGGAGUCGCUCUUUGCCAAAGUGGUGCUCUUGGCCUUCCACGUCAUUGUGACACAGGGGCACCGGUGCAAUCUGCUGUUUGGGCAGGCGUGCGCCUGCUACGACGUCGUGGCCCCUGUCCUGCUUCUGCGGUCCUCGCAGAGCGACAACGGCGCCAGCCCCGGAAGCCGAUCGCCGCGCGGCAGCCGGCGUUCGUCCCAGAGCAGCACGAGCGCCACGUAUCGGCGCAGCACCCUCCUUAUGCAUCUAAGGGAGGAGGAGAGGGCAUCGAUGCAGGGACAUUGGCACUCCAACGAGGAGGGAAGCGAGGACGGUGGUGUGGCGGGGUCGGAGGAGAGAGAAACCAAGGGGGCGGACGAGGAGAAGGAGGUGUUCAUUGGCUCGACUAUCAGGCGGCGGUCGCUGUCCACUCGCCAGCGUCAGCGCGGGAGCCCGGUGAAAGGGAACGCUGUUUCGGCUGAGCGACAUUCGCUGGCGACAAAGGCUGGCGAGGACGAUCAGGGCCUUUCUCCCUUCAUACGGAGCCCCAGCCGCUCCCUCGUCUUCUACGAGGCUUGCUCACCGAGCGACACUGAGGCGAACAGCGACAGCUCUCUGGGCAGCAGAGGUAGCCACCGGCGACGGAGUUCUGACGGCGGGAGAAGUCUCGGGGGUGCAUUAGACGAGGCAGCCUUCGCCACACCCACCGCAAGCUUCACCUUGGCAGAGUCCCCGGAGGCAGUGACGCACUCCUGGACUGGCCGCUUGUCGCUGCGCUCCUUGCUCUCCUCGAUCGGCGGCCACAGCGAAGCGCCGCUGCUGGACACGAAAAAGCGCACAUAG
Molecule: messenger RNA, 3279 nt
Organism: Leishmania mexicana MHOM/GT/2001/U1103
Lineage: Eukaryota; Euglenozoa; Kinetoplastea; Trypanosomatida; Trypanosomatidae
Exons: 1
Coding region: 1-3279 (1092 amino acids)
Source: RefSeq, a predicted model, not a curated record